This is a messenger RNA of Zingiber officinale, 744 nucleotides long. RefSeq names its product nuclear transcription factor Y subunit C-6-like. The transcript has a single exon. Bases 110 to 472 code for a protein of 120 amino acids. Gene Ontology annotation, biological process: regulation of DNA-templated transcription. Gene Ontology annotation, cellular component: nucleus. Lineage: Eukaryota; Viridiplantae; Streptophyta; Magnoliopsida; Zingiberales; Zingiberaceae. The record is from RefSeq and is a predicted model, not a curated record. Gene Ontology annotation, molecular function: DNA-binding transcription activator activity, RNA polymerase II-specific; protein heterodimerization activity.
CGGCGGCACGUAAGCAUGUUGCUUACCUAUGCAAGUAAACGCAAAUAUAUAAACUCUCUUCCGAUGGAGGAGGAGGAGAAGGAGGAGGAGUUAGUUAAAUUAGUUGAAAAUGAGGCAGGCGGGGAGGUACUCGUCGAUUCUAGUGGGUGGCAUCUCGGGCCGGACGGGGCCGCACGCGCUGCCGCUGGCCAGGAUCAAGCGGAUCAUGAAGCGGAACAGCACAGCGGCAGGGGAGGCGUCGCCGCGGAUGAUCUCCGGCGAGGCUCCAGUGGUGUUCUCCAAGGCCUGCGAGAUGCUGAUCCAGGAGCUCGCCCGGCGCGGCUGGGAGGCGGCGCUCCGGGGCAAGCGCCGGACGCUGCUGAAGGAGGACGUCGCCGCAGCCGUCGCCCGCACCGACGUGUUCGAUUUCCUCCUCCCGGUGGUGGAGGCAGAGGCUAGGCCGCCGCCGCCGCCGCCGCCUGCAGGCCAAUAAGAACAGCAAACGAUACUAAAAUCGAAAAUCUUCGAAUCAAAUUUCGAUUUGAAACGCUCGAUUCUCGUGUAAAAGACAAAAAUUACAUCAAAGAGUAUUUCUCUGGAAUAAUUUAUAGCAUUAAAAUCGCCAAUUUUCAAUAUGAGUGAGAAUCCUCGAUGAUCGGAGAGGACGUUCUUGCUUCCGCCCUUUGCUCUCCAUCGUCCGAGAGCUGAGGAGCCAGGACAGAUCAACAAAUACGAGACGACGAGCAUCCAUUUUUGGAAGAAAAA